CCCUGACAUUGCUAACACAGGCCCAAUUCUUUCUAAGUGUUGUUCCUUCCCUUCAACAGCCAUGGAGGUGUCAGGGGACACCUCUCUCCCCCACCAAACAGGACCGGCUCUUUCAACUACUACUGUUAGAAACCUCACUGUUCCAAUCAUCUUAAUUGUGGCAUAAAAUUCCUGCCACACAAAAAGUGUUGGGAUUGAGAUCAGUUGUUAGAAAGAAAAAGAUAAUGCAUGUUCUAGUUAAUGUCUCAUUGAUUGCUCUGGUUUCCAGAUGUGUCCUGAUGUUCCCAGUGUGUGUUUGCAGACAUCCAACUCUGACCCACUAUGGAAACCAUAACCUGUAAUGGAUCAGAGGACUCUUCACCCAUCUUCUACCUGGUGGGCAUCCCUUCUCUGCCCAAGUCCCUCUUUCUUCCCGUCUUCUUGAUUUUCUUCUUAAUCUACCUGUUCAUCCUGGUGGGUAAUGCCCUGAUCCUGGUGGCUGUGGUGACAGAGCCCAGUCUCCACCAGCCCAUGUACUUCUUCCUGAUCAAUCUCUCAGUCCUGGACAUCCUCUCCACCACAACCACUGUCCCCAAGAUGCUGUCCCUAUUCCUAUUGGGAGACCGCUUCCUCAGCUUCCCUGCAUGCUUCCUGCAGAUGUACCUGUUCCAUGGUCUCAACUGUUCUGAAGCCUUCAUCCUGGUGGUCAUGGCCUAUGACCGCUAUGUGGCUAUCUGCCGCCCACUGCACUACCCUGUCCUCAUGACCCCACAGACCAAUGCAAUGCUGGCGGCCAGUGCCUGGCUCACCGCCCUCCUCCUGCCCAUCCCAGCAGUGGUACAGACCUCCCAGAUGGCAUUUGGUCCUGUGGCCCAGGUCUACCACUGCUUCUGUGACCACCUGGCUGUGGUCCAGGCCUCUUGCUCUGACACCACCGCCCAGACCUUCAUGGGCUUCUGCAUCGCCAUGGUGGUGUCCUUCCUCCCCCUUCUCCUGGUGCUCCUCUCCUACGCCCGCAUCCUGGCCUCAGUGCUUCACAUCAGCUCCCGAGAAGGACGGUCCAAAGCCUUCUCCACCUGCAGCUCCCACCUCCUGGUGGUGGGCACCUACUACUCAUCCAUUGCCAUCGCCUAUGUGGCCUACAGAGCCGACCUGCCCCUUGACUUUCACAUCAUGGGCAAUGUGGUGUUUGCCAUUCUCACACCUGUUCUCAACCCUCUCAUCUACACGCUGAGGAACAAGGAUGUCAAAGCAGCCAUCACCAAGAUCGCAUGUACCCAGGACCCAGGGCGUUCUGGGGCCCUUGAUCCUUAGUUGCAACUAAUUCAGCCCCCAGGGUAAUAAUGACAGCACCUAGCACAGAGUAGGAACCCAGUAAAUAUUUUUAAAUGAAUUACAGCAACUUAAAUUGCUUUCAUUCAGUUGGGCAGACAGCUACAACUUGCUCCUCAAAUACUGGAUCAAAAAGAUUUCCCAGUGGUACUACAGAAUAGUUGUAGGGUUCACAGUUUUCAUCAGUGGUUAAUGCAGUGAAUAAAACUUCAUCAUUCAACCAUUCAUAAAAAUCCUACUGGAUGCUGGAGAUAGAAAUGAACCAGACACAGUUGCUGCCCGGAAGGUAUCUAUCAUCUGGUAGGGGAGUCAGACCCAGAGAA
Microcebus murinus (gray mouse lemur) is the source of this 1634-nucleotide messenger RNA. Its product is annotated as olfactory receptor 2AT4-like. Gene Ontology annotation, biological process: G protein-coupled receptor signaling pathway. Gene Ontology annotation, molecular function: olfactory receptor activity; G protein-coupled receptor activity. Lineage: Eukaryota; Metazoa; Chordata; Mammalia; Primates; Cheirogaleidae. Gene Ontology annotation, cellular component: membrane. The record is from RefSeq and is a predicted model, not a curated record.